AUGUUUCGAGCAUUUUCUAUCCAUAAGAAGCACAAUUUCCUAGCACCAUUACCAACUGUCGUAUGUGGAGAUAACCUAAAAUCUGUUGCGGAUUACAUCACAUUGUCCGUUGACAAAGUAAAGGCGCUUACUGGAAAGAAUACCACAAAUGGCCCAGAUGGAACUGUCUCUUCAAAAACUCUUACUUCCGUUCGAAUGGUUGCAGAUGGUGUCCAAAAAUUAAAUGAAAACAUCCAGAUAUUGAAUAAAGAUUACCAAAUAGAUAUGGCAAGUUGUAUGACCGGUCAAGUGGAAUCGAUUCAUUCCACGCAUCACCACAAGCAUCAAGCAGGUGCCCAUGUUAUUGAUUAUGCCAGGUCAUUUGGGAACACUGUGAAAGAGGUUCUGAAAAGAACAACUCGUUGGGCAGCCCCAGUCUUACUAUCCCAUACCAUCGAAUUCCAUUAUGUUUUGGGAUAUCCCGUUUCUUCCACCUUUACCACCCAUUGAGAUGAGUGACGAGAACCAAGAAUACAUGAGAGAAUGGGCACGUGAUAACGGGAAAAGCGUACGUCAGCGUACAGUUAGGCAAGAAACUACCAAGUACAAAGCUGGGACCCUUCCGCUUAAUAUGUACGAAACCCACAAUCCAGUUGGCCAAAGGAUACAGUUUCACCAAGUAGAUGAUCUAGAUGGGCUUGCUGGCUUUGAUGAAGUCGAUGAAUGCCAGAAUGGUCAGGAUGGACAAGAUGAGUACAGCGACGAGAAUGGUUCUAGUGAUACAGAGGAAAGCGAGUCAAGCGGCGAAGAAGGUGAAACAACAUCAUUUUUAAAAACAACUCGUUCAGGACGUUCUAUUACUAUAAACAGAAGCCUCUUUUCCACAUAGUUGGAGGUCUUGGAGGUUUGAAAGCAUUCCGAGGUAAGUACAGACGAGUACAAUGA
Messenger RNA from Paramuricea clavata, 924 nucleotides. The record is from the annotation of a GenBank genome assembly. NCBI's taxonomy places the organism in Eukaryota, Metazoa, Cnidaria, Anthozoa, Malacalcyonacea, Plexauridae.